Zygotorulaspora mrakii is the source of this 261-nucleotide messenger RNA. RefSeq names its product Mrx7p (gene MRX7). NCBI's taxonomy places the organism in Eukaryota, Fungi, Ascomycota, Saccharomycetes, Saccharomycetales, Saccharomycetaceae. The transcript has a single exon. The record is from RefSeq and is a predicted model, not a curated record. Bases 1 to 261 code for a protein of 86 amino acids.
AUGCGGGGAGCACCACGAAGUUUGGAGGAGCUGCUUUAUUUGAAGCUUAUCAACAAUGUGCGUUUCCAAUCCUUUGUGCGUAAGAUCUAUCGAAAAGUAAACAGUAUCCCAGAUCUGACCCACCAGGAGAAGAUCACAGCAUUUCAAUAUUUGUAUAAGCCCACAAGAGUUCAUAAAUUCAAAGCCUUUAAAAUCUUGUUUUGGGAUGAAAUAAGAGCCACGCUUGGUUUCAAAAGACAAGCAGAAAAAUUCUUCAAGUAG